Aspergillus calidoustus is the source of this 858-nucleotide messenger RNA. The record is from the annotation of a GenBank genome assembly. NCBI's taxonomy places the organism in Eukaryota, Fungi, Ascomycota, Eurotiomycetes, Eurotiales, Aspergillaceae.
AUGGCACUCUGCUCACACACCCUCCCCCUCGACCCCGACGGCGCCACACUCUACUAUGAGAUCCAAGGCUCGGGGCCACUCCUUAUCCUCGUCCCUGGCGGCCACGGGACAUCGAUGCUCUUCACCAGCCUAGCAACCACCCUCUCCACGCAUUUCCGUGUCGUCACAUACGACCGGCGCGGGUUUCGUCGCAGCUCGUCGCUGAUUGUCCCUCCAGUUGGACAGGCGAUUACCGCACACGCGGACGAUCUCGCCGCGCUCAUCACGCAUCUCACUCACGGGGAGGGCGCGAUUAUCUUUGGAUCUUCCUGGGCUGCUAUUAUCACUAUCAGCCUGGUAUCCAGGUACCCAGAGCUCGUAAUCAAGGCGAUCCUGCACGAGCCCACGCUCGUCGCGCUCUUCCCAUCACAGAGGGCUACGCAGCUCCGCGCGACAGUCGCGGAAAUCCUGCACGUAUAUCACAACAAGGGCACGGCGGCCGCGAACCGUCUUAUGAUGCCCCUGAUCGGCAGUCCGGCUGACAGAGAAGCCUUUGGCAGAACAGCACUAUACAGAGAGCUGGCAACGCUCAAAACGGAUUUCUUCGCGCUAUACUUUGAGCGUGAGUUUGGGGAGUGGGCGUCGUUUGCUCCGGAUAUUGAGGCGCUGGGGAGGGAGAGCGGGAAGCUUAUCCUUGUUGUGGGCGAGGAUGAGGGUGCCCCGGAAUUUCCGAGUUAUACUAUGGUGGAGCUGUCGAGGCGGUUGAGGGUAUCGCUUGCGAGGUUUCCGGGCGGGCAUAUGGGGUAUGUCUAUAAGGAAAAAGAGUUUGCAGAGGCACUUGUUAGGGCUAUACACAGGGAUGAGCGGGCGAGGUUAUAG